Messenger RNA from Acanthamoeba castellanii str. Neff, 270 nucleotides. Its product is annotated as bifunctional aspartate kinase/diaminopimelate decarboxylase protein. NCBI's taxonomy places the organism in Eukaryota, Discosea, Longamoebia, Acanthamoebidae. Gene Ontology annotation, molecular function: diaminopimelate decarboxylase activity. The annotation marks the transcript as partial. The transcript has 2 exons. The record is from RefSeq and is a predicted model, not a curated record.
AUGCAGGCGGAAGCGGCGUCCGGGAUCGAGGGGCGGUGGUGGAGCACGGAGGGGAGGACCCAGCAGCUGAUUGAUUUGGCGCGGGAGUCUUCGCCGCUCUACGUCUACGAUGGACCCUCCGUUGCGCAGGCCCUUUCUCAACUCCGCAGCCUUUCCUCCAUCGAUUCCUUCUUCUACGCCAUCAAGGCCAACCCUCACCCUGACGUGUUGCGCGCUGUGUACGAGGCCGGGUUCGGGUUCGAAUGCGUGAGCCCCGGCGAAGUGAAGCAC